This is a messenger RNA of Sesamum indicum (sesame), 582 nucleotides long. RefSeq lists its product as uncharacterized. The record is from RefSeq and is a predicted model, not a curated record. NCBI's taxonomy places the organism in Eukaryota, Viridiplantae, Streptophyta, Magnoliopsida, Lamiales, Pedaliaceae. Gene Ontology annotation, molecular function: DNA-binding transcription factor activity.
AUGGGUAUGAUUACUCCCCAUGAUGAUCUGAAUGAUGUUGGAGAGAUUUUUGGAGAGUUGGGAUUGUGGGAUUUCGACCAACCCUCGUUCAACAAUCAUAUCAGCAUUACCAACUCUAAUUCGGACAUCAAGAAUCAUGUUCUCAUGAACAACAAUGACAGUACUCAUCAUACUAAAAUGACAUACAGUUCUAGUUCAGGAACAACUAUGACCGAUACCAAUAUGGAGUUUAGAAGAAGCGGAAGGCACAAAUCAUCUGGUCUGAAACUAGAAGAAAUUCAAAAGUACUUCGACGUUCCAAUAACAGUGGCUGCAAGAGAACUGAACGUCGGGCUAACGGUCCUCAAGAAACGAUGCAGAGAGCUUAACAUCACGCGAUGGCCUCAUCGUAAGAUCAAGAGCUUGAAGUCCCUUAUCCAUAACGUUAAGGAAUUGGGAUUGACAAAUGAGAUAGAGAUGCUGGAGGAGCACAAGAGGAUGGUGGAGAAAAUACCAGAAAUGGAGCUGACUGAAAGAACCAAGAAGUUGAGACAAGCUUGCUUCAAGGCUAAUUACAAGAAGAGAAGGUCCCUUCAUCCUUAA